Molecule: messenger RNA, 939 nt
Organism: Morus notabilis
Lineage: Eukaryota; Viridiplantae; Streptophyta; Magnoliopsida; Rosales; Moraceae
Product: F-box protein GID2
Exons: 1
Coding region: 205-771 (188 amino acids)
Biological process (GO): regulation of gibberellic acid mediated signaling pathway
Cellular component (GO): SCF ubiquitin ligase complex
Molecular function (GO): protein binding
Source: RefSeq, a predicted model, not a curated record
GUUGUCGUUUUCGAAAACCAUCAAAACAGGUCCACACCUCCUUAACCACUCCACCCACAACCCCCAUUUCUUCUCUCUCCUUGUCUCUCUUCCUUCUCAACUUGGUUUCCUCUCUUUUGCUAAUCUCAGGAUAUAUACUCUCUUAAUUACAAUCCCAUCUUCAUAUCAAUUUCUCUCUUGGUCGGAGAAGAUCACGAUCCAGCGAUGAAGCGUGCCUCUCCCGGCGACGACGACAAGAAGAAGAUGAAGAAGAUGAAGACGGAGGAAGAAUCAGGAUCAGAAUCAGAAGUACAAGAACAAGAAGAACGGGAUAUGGAGAGCGGAUUUAUGAAUCUGGACAACAAUCUGCUGUUCGAGGUGUUGAAGCACGUGGACGCGAAAACCCUAGCCAUGGCGGGGUGCGUGAGCAAGCAGUGGCACGAGACGGCGCAGGACGAGCGCCUCUGGGAGCUGAUCUGCACCAGGCACUGGGCCAACACCGGCUGCGCCAGCAGCCAGCUCAGAUCUGUGGUCCUCGCUCUCGGAGGCUUUCGCCGCCUUCACUCUCUCUAUAUUUGGCCUCUCUCCAAGCCCCAAUCUUCCUCCUUUUCCUCUUCCGUCGCGUCGCCGUCGUCUUCAUCGUCGUCGGUGUCGUCGUCUUGGAAACCGUUCCCGCCGAUAAUAAGCUCCAAACCGCCGACGCGCUGGGGAAAAGACGAGGUUAACCUCUCGCUCUCGCUUCUCUCUAUUCGCUUCUACGAGAAGAUGAAUUACACUAAUAGGGGCAGAUGAGAAAUUUCUUCCCUUCAAAUCUGUACUACUACUACUACUACUACUAGCUUUCCCUUUCGGAUUUGGCUUUGGGAAAUUUUAUUGCCCUUUUAUAUGAUUUUUGCUUAAUUUGUUUCCAGAUUUGGCAAGUAGAUCUGUAAUAUUGAUGACUUUUCAUUUCCCCUCUUU